UAAAGAGUCAGAAGCAGUCAAUAUAGUGGAAGCUUCACUGUUACCGUGUAACGGUGAAAUUGUAGAUGAUGAUGUAGUUGACAGGGAAGAGGUCACUGUUGAUAAAUUAAGGGAUAUGCUCGACAAAAUUGACACGACAAAGGAGUCGGUCAGUGACUCAGCUGGUGCGACGAAUGCAUUACGCGACGAGCUUUUAAAGGAUGAGAAAUUCCAUCGUUUUGCGAACAUGAUCUUCUUCGUGCAUGAAUCUGUUCCGUCGAUAAUGACGCAGUAUGUGAGAACUGUUCUCAGAAUGCAUGGCGGUGAG
Messenger RNA from Anisakis simplex (herring worm), 307 nucleotides. The record is from the annotation of a GenBank genome assembly. Lineage: Eukaryota; Metazoa; Nematoda; Chromadorea; Rhabditida; Anisakidae.